Messenger RNA from Magnolia sinica, 1799 nucleotides. RefSeq names its product DUF21 domain-containing protein At2g14520. Gene Ontology annotation, cellular component: intracellular membrane-bounded organelle. Gene Ontology annotation, biological process: magnesium ion homeostasis. The transcript is spliced from 11 exons. The record is from RefSeq and is a predicted model, not a curated record. NCBI's taxonomy places the organism in Eukaryota, Viridiplantae, Streptophyta, Magnoliopsida, Magnoliales, Magnoliaceae. The coding region runs from base 223 to 1500 and encodes 425 amino acids.
CAGAAAAUUAUAGAACCUCUCUCGAUCCUUUCCUCCGUAAAUUCCAUCAAAAUGAGGGCUAAAACCACAAGCUCCGCUGAAUUGCAGAAAAAUUCAGGAACUAGAUUCUAAUUCCGUCUGAGCUCCUUGAAGUAGAGAGGAAGUCCCUGUUCAUCUGCUUCUUUAUUUCUUUCCAUAUUCUGAGGGCAUUUUGGGGAUUUUUGGAGGCGAGGGUAGAAUCGGAUGGCGGUGGAGUACCGAUGUUGCGAAUCGGAGUUCUUCGUACACAUACUGAUAAUCAUAUUGUUGGUGUUAUUUGCUGGAUUGAUGUCCGGUCUUACGCUCGGUCUGAUGUCGAUGAGCCUCGUCGAUCUUGAAGUUCUUGCCAAAUCAGGAACUCCUCAGGAUAAGAAGCACGCAGCAAAGAUAUUGCCAGUUGUCAAAAAGCAGCAUUUGUUGCUUUGCACACUCCUUAUCUGUAAUGCUGCUGCUAUGGAGGCACUUCCCAUUUUCCUCGAUAGUCUGGUUACAGCAUGGGGUGCUAUUCUGAUCUCAGUGACAUUGAUACUUCUGUUUGGCGAGAUAAUACCGCAGUCUGUGUGUUCACGGUAUGGUUUAGCAAUCGGGGCAGCAGUGGCUCCGUUUGUCCGUGUACUUGUUUGGAUUUGUUAUCCUGUUGCAUUCCCAAUAAGCAAGCUGUUGGACUAUUUGUUGGGGCAUGGACAUGUAGCUCUUUUUCGUCGGGCUGAGUUGAAAACCCUUGUUAAUUUGCAUGGGAAUGAGGCUGGAAAAGGUGGUGAACUGACUCAUGAUGAGACAACAAUCAUAGCUGGAGCUCUUGAACUCACAGAGAAAACAGCUAGAGAUGCCAUGACUCCUAUAUCCGAUACUUUUGCAAUUGAUAUUAAUGCAAGGCUUGACAGGGAUUUGAUGAAGUUGAUUCUGGAUAAAGGACACAGCAGGGUGCCAGUCUACUACGAACAACCUAUAAAUAUAAUUGGACUUAUUUUGGUAAAGAAUCUAUUGUCCAUACAUCCUGCAGAUGAGGUACCCGUAAAAAAUGUUACCAUCCGCAAGAUUCCGAGGGUUCCGGAAGACUUGCCUUUGUAUGACAUCUUGAAUGAGUUUCAGAAAGGUCACAGCCACAUGGCGGUUGUUAUACAGCGCAGCAUGUCAGGGGAGCUGCCAGUUAGCAAGAACUCAAUUGAUGGAUCUAGCAAAGACGUGAGGUUGGACAUUGAUGGUGAAAAGCCGCCUCAGGAGAAGAGCACAAAGGGAAAAAAGCCACUCCAGAAGUGGAAGAGCUUUCCCUCCAACAUGCAAAAUUCGAAUAGGGGAACUCCAAGAAGCAAGAAGUGGGCAAGGGACAUCUUCUCCGAUGUUCUGCAGGUCGAUGAUACCCUUCUUCCAAAGCUCACUCAAGAUGGAGAAGCCGUUGGAAUAAUAACCAUGGAAGAUGUUAUUGAAGAGCUACUGCAGGAGGAGAUCUUCGACGAGACAGAUUAUCAUGAAGAUUUAUAACAGGUUCCUUCCCACGCUGUAUACAUUUCUGAAAUUCCUUUCUUUUUUAGAUGGCAGUGAUAUACGAAGAGCCUGGUUACGGAUGCAUGAACUUGUUCAGUGCUAAUUCAGGAGAUGCAGCUGGACAAGAUUAACUUGAAUGGGCCAAGGUUUCCUAUUGUGUGUAUGAUGCAUUUGUAAUUAGUGAUCUUGUAUGGAUUAGGAAAGAAUUUUAUGGAUUUUGUUUGUUGGAUAAUGUGAGUUGUAAUUUGUUUAAAUGUGGCCAUGAAGCGAAAGAAUCAGAAAUAUCAAUACUUUCA